AGGCAACAGAGCGAUGGCUGGAGACUGUGUAUGAGACGAAGGCAGCAAAUUGUAGUUUCCGUGAAUUGAUGUGUUUUAUUAGCACGUCUAUCCCACGGAGAACUAUUUGUGGGCUUUUCUGGUGGAUUUAAAAUGGAAUCAAAGUAUGCAUCACUUGUGAAGGAAGCCAUUGGGCUCCUCAACAGGUUUAAAGCUGGCAGACAGUGUUUGGAUGACUUCAUACAAGAUGCUGUAAAGGAUCUGCAGAAUUUGGAUAUGAUGCAGAGAAAGUUCAUACUUGAUGUCGUUUCUGGGUGUGUUGAGCACAAGAAGCUGCUGGAUGUAGUAAUCAAUGCUUUCUAUGGCCAGCACGUAAAAUCCGUGUCCAGAGGUGAACGCAGCCAGUUUGUUGUUAUCUGUUACCUGGCCACAUUUCUUCUUGAUGACCUUGGGCUUCAGUGUUUUAGCAGCAUUGUUAAAUCUCUGGACACCAAGAAAAUGCACAAAUUUUUAGCUUUCUUCUUCUCAAAUCUCACCACAUGGAUACAGGACGAGUGGAAUAACAUCUAUGAUGCUGACUUCGUAGAGAAACACUGGAUUGGCCCCCUGCUCAGAUGGCGCCCUGAGAUAGAUAUUCUCAUGGACCAGCUUGCUGUUAAAAUCUCUCAAGGGAAUCAACUCAAGAAAGCUGCAACCAAAACCACUGAACCCCAGGAGUUCGCCCUCACCAAACCUAAACCUCGACCUCUACCUAUGCCCGAGCUCAUCCCACAGCAGACAAAAUCCAAACCAGUACCAAGCAGCACCUACAAAGCUCCAAAGGAGAUGCAGAUAAUAGAGGAGAACAAACAGAGGAACCAUCAAAAGGCUCAGGAACUUCUGUAUGAAGCAAAUAUCAAACAGUUCAGAUGUGGAAACCCAGAGAAGUCUGAGCACACAAAGAGAGCGAUGUCCAAGAUCGAGGAAGAUUUAGAUUCGAGGCUCAAACCGAAUUCCUUUCAUUCCCGUGGACUUCCUUCCAGUAAUAAUGCUGUCAGCUGUCCCAUCAAACUCAACAAUGCAGCCAUUCUAAGGAAGGAGGCACUGUAUAAGCGUUGGGUGGACGAGGAGGUCCAGAGAAUUGAGCGACUGGCCCAAGGGGAGCGCGAUCUCUCAUCUUUCCUGCAGUGGCAAAAGGAGAUGCGUGAGAAGGACCUUCAGGAGCAGUUGCCCAAGAUUGAGCGUCGACACCUGGAGGCGUGCAUCAGUGAACAGCAGGCAGCGCUGGCCCGCAAACGCAUAACGGAGCGCAACCAGAAGGCUGCACAGCUGAAGAAAGAAGAGACAGCUCAGCUGAUGCAAAGAUAUGCCGAGAAAAGGUUGCAGGAGGAAAAGGGAAUAAGAGAUUUGGUGCAACAAGUGGCAGAAGGCCACAAGAAUUCAAAGGCAGCUAAAGAGAAGUUACAGAAGCUGAAGCAAAGCAUAGUGAAAGAAGUCUCUGAACAAAACCAGGAGCUCCUUCGUCAAGCACUGGAGGAAGCACAGUCAGAGAUGAGCCGCAAAUUUGAAGUAAUCCACGAAAUUCACUGCAUUGAGUCACUUCCUCGCAUGAGAUUCAAGAAAUUUGCUGACACAGACACUGUAGGCCAUGAGCUGCUGGGAGAAAUGUCCCUGUAUGAGACGAAGGAGCGGCUGGCUCAUCUGAAGAACAAGCAGCAAGCAGAGCAGGAGGAGAAACGGAUGCAUAUCCUGGAGGAGAAGCAGAGACAGAAGCAGCAGCUGAUGGAGAAACUAGAUGCCAUCAACCUCCACAGCAGAGUCCUGGCACAAGCUGCUGCCAUCAGGAAAGAGAAGAGGGGAGCUGAGAAGGAGUUUAUUCAGCAGAUGGUGGCUCAGGAUGAGAUGGUUUUGACUCUGAAGAAGAUACUUGAAGAGAAAAAGCAAGAGCGUCAAAAACUGAAGCAAAAUGAAAGCAGCAAGGUCAAAGCCUCUAAACAGACUGGAGAAUGCACCGUCAGCAACACAGGGACACACAGCCAGAGAAGUGUGAAAAGCUGGGAGGAACUGGAGCAGAGCUUAGCGCACUUCGUCGAGAAGUUUUCUUAGGUGGUUUCUCAGAGAGGGAAACGCUCAGGCCAUAAAUGUGUGUACGGUGCACCGCAGUCUUAUGACGGUUUCAUUUAACAAAAUACGUGUGUGGAAUCAUUUGACACAUUGUCCAUUAAAACAGCUUAA
Messenger RNA from Archocentrus centrarchus (flier cichlid), 2193 nucleotides. It is a transcript of the gene cfap99, whose product is annotated as cilia and flagella associated protein 99. Bases 133 to 2064 code for a protein of 643 amino acids. The transcript is spliced from 15 exons. Lineage: Eukaryota; Metazoa; Chordata; Actinopteri; Cichliformes; Cichlidae. The record is from RefSeq and is a predicted model, not a curated record.